Molecule: messenger RNA, 5732 nt
Organism: Pipra filicauda (Wire-tailed manakin)
Lineage: Eukaryota; Metazoa; Chordata; Aves; Passeriformes; Pipridae
Gene: PODN
Product: podocan
Exons: 10
Coding region: 2387-4144 (585 amino acids)
Molecular function (GO): protein binding
Source: RefSeq, a predicted model, not a curated record
AGGUGAGUUUUUCAGCACUUUAUUUGUUUCAAAAGCUGGAUUGUCAGAACCUGCAGCAGCAGCAGUCUGCCUUUCAGCUGCAGCUUUUAGCAAGGAUAUUCAGUGUAACAAACUCAGUUAACCUGUUGAUUUUGAAGGAGGAUCUUCCCGUUUGGUGGAUGUUUUUCCUAUCUCUGUGUGUGUGUGUCCUGUGAGAAUGUGUGGACGAUAACAGAUAACAGAGAUGAGAUACUUUGAAAGAGAUUCCGUUGUUUAUUGAGGUAACUGUGAUCACUGAGAAGCAUUCGGUAACUCCUAAAACUUCAGUUUAUCUCUGGAGACUGUGUCUUUUGUAGCACCCUGUCUCUGGUGCUGUGGGGCACCAAAGGGCAGGUGCCGGUUCUGUCUGGACUCAGAAAGAUGCAGUGCAGAAGCCCCUGAGCUGGUUUCAGGGUCCCUUCAGUCUCUGGGGGGCAGGACCUGAUCCAAAGCCCACCUACAGCCAGGGAAGAGGACUGUUUCUAGUGGGUUUUGAGCUACUCCUUUAGAAAAGUUUCUUAAUAAGGCUUUGGAUCAGGCCCAUGGGAAUGAGUUGAAAUGGAGUGAGUUACCUCAGACUUUCUUUGAACUAAAAAUCACAAUCAUGCCUGGUUUUGCUGCCUGCACUCCAGAUGUACACAGAUGUUCCUGUAUCCAAAGUGUCUCCCUGUGCUAGAGCAGCAUUCACUCCAAAGGCGUUGUAGCAGACAAUAGUGCUGACAAGGGGGUGAGAUUGCCUCUGAAAUUUUAUUGUGCAAUAGAUAGAAUAUUUCAUGUUAUUUUUUUAACAUCCUUUCAGCUGCAUAUGUGGAAAAGUCAGCAUGUUGCAAAUCUGUAGAGCUCAGUACCAACCACAAUGUAAUUUGUGUUGCUACAGCAGGGCUGGUUGGGACCUGCAUAUAAAAGAUUUUUUUCUUUAGUUUCUUUUGUAAGUAUCUGUAAGGGUAAGCUGAUAUAUAGGGAAAAUACUUUGUUAGAGACCUGAGAUACCUUCUGAGAUUAUUUUCUCUAAGAUUUCUGAAAUAUUUUCUGAGAUUAGGUCACCAAAUACUAAAGAUUUUACUAAUCCACUGUUGGCAUACUCAUAUGGCCAGUUUUGAUCUCACUGUUAAUAUUUAGCUGCCAUACAAGGAAUGUUUUAUAAAAGAGAUUAAUUUCAUUAUAUUCAGCUAUUCAGCUAUAUGGAAGCUGUGAAAUAGUGGAGUAGGGGGAAGAGGGAUCGAUGCUAAAUGCUUAAAAUCACCCAGCACGUUUGUAGCAAAGACAGGGACCAAAGCAAAACCAUCUAUGUCUUGGGAUGCCCUGCCCUGUAGUCCCACCUGCUCCCAUUUCUUCAAGUAUAAGUCAAUGUUUAAAGAAAUUAUUUACAAUUUUCAUGACUGUGACUGAGAGCAGGAUCUGUCCAAUGCUCCCCAAGCACCCAAAGUCUGUGAGAGCCCCUGGUGCAAAGCAGCAAAGCCCAGUGGGUGUAAAUGGAGAUGUGCAGUUCUGACAGCUGCCAGUGUGGCUCUGGGAGGCUCUUGUUUCUGAUGCAAAGAAGGCAUGUGGGCUGGCAGAGGUGAACAGAGUACUUAUUUCAUGUCAUGAAUCCACUGUGCCUUUUCACCUUAAAAGAUCAGCCUAAGUAAGUCUCAUCACUGUUGAAUGCUUCUGAUUAGAAUAGCCAAGAGGAUAAAAGACAGGCCAUAACCAGCCCUGACUGAAAACCUUUAUGUAUGAAAUCUGAGAAGGGCAACAAAUGGGACCGAGGGGGCUGGGUUAGGGCCAGCUGGCUGCUCCAGUCCAUAUCCAACUUCUGUUUGGAUUAUUUUAACCUGCUGCCAGAAAGAUAAAAGCUGAACGUGAGCCAGGCCACUUAGUUCAGAUCAGCACUGUCCAAAAUCCAUAGGAAGCCCGUUUUGUUUUCAGUAGCCAUGAGGUUUUGUUGUUGCUCCAUGCACGUGUAGCAGCCCCUCCGAGGGUCACUCUUGUCCAGCCUCUGUGUUGUUUAAAUAACGAGAAGAGUUUCUCCCUAAGCAAAACUGCGAGGAGCAGUGCGACCGACAGCCACACUGAACUAACAUUUUAUGAAUCUCCGGGGAUCACCUGGCGUUUCUCAAUAUGAAAAAAGCAAUAACUAACCGGAGGAAUUUGGGCCGGUGUGGGGGAUGCUGUGCCCGGGGCCCGCAUCCCGGUGCCCAAACCGCGCUCAGAGGGCGUGAAGGCGCCCCGAGAGAGCGGGGCCGGCGCCGGGCUCUGGUCCGGGCCGUGCCCCGGGGUUGACCCGCCGUGCCGGGGCUGACCCGCUGUCCCGGCCCGUGCCCCGGGGCUGACCCGCUGUCCCGGCCCGUGCCCCGGGGCUGACCCACUGUCCCGGCCCGCAGGGGCGAUGCCGGCCGGCGGCCGGGCGCUGCUGGCGCUGCUGGGGCUCCCGGCGCUGCUGGCGCUGGGCUGCGCCGCCCACACCGACACCGAGCCCGAGCCCGAGGGCGGCCCGGCCCCGCGGCCCGGCCCCGCCUGCCCCCGCGACUGCGGCUGCACCCAGGAGGGCGUCGUGGACUGCGGUGGCAUCGACCUCAAGGAGUUCCCGCUGCUGCUGCCCGAGCUCACCAACCACCUGUCCCUGCAGAAUAACCAAAUAGAAGAAAUCUUUCCAGAAGAACUUGCUCGUCUUUACAGACUGGAAACUCUCAAUCUGCAAAACAACAGGCUGACUUCAAAAGGGUUGCCAGAAGAAGCAUUUGAACAUCUGGAGAACCUGAAUUACCUGUACCUGGCAAACAAUAAGCUAACAGUGGCUCCGAAAUUCCUACCAAAUGCCUUGAUCAGUGCAGAUUUUGCAGCCAAUUAUCUCACUAAGAUAUAUGGGCUCACAUUUGGACAGAAACCAAAAUUGAGAUCUGUGUAUCUUCAUAACAACAAACUUUCAGAUGCUGGGUUACCUGAUAACAUGUUCAAUGGCUCUGCUAAUGUGGAGAUACUCAUCAUGUCCAGCAAUUUCUUGAAGUAUGUUCCAAAGAAUCUCCCUCCAGCACUGUAUAAAUUACACUUACAGAGCAACAAGCUGGAGAAGAUUCCCAAAGGAGCCUUCAGUGAACUCACAGGUCUGCGGGAGCUGUACUUACAGAACAACUACUUGUCUAAUGAAGGAAUGGACAACGAAACUUUCUGGAAAUUGUCCAGUCUUGAAUACCUGGAUUUGUCCAGCAAUAACCUCUCACAAAUCCCAAGUGGUUUACCUCGAAACAUCGUCCUCCUCCACCUGGAGAAGAAUGCAAUUAAGGUGAUUGACAGAGAUGUGUUAACCCAAAUUAAGAACCUGGAGUACCUUCUGCUCCACAAUAACAAAUUAAAAGCCCGAGGGAUUCACCCAUUAGCCUUCCAGGGCUUAAAAAAGCUGCACACUGUCCACCUGUACAACAACAUGCUGGAAAGGAUUCCCAGUGGGCUGCCCCGGCGUGUGAAAACACUUAUGAUCCUUCAUAACCAGAUCUCUGAGAUCAACAGGAAUGACUUUGCUACCACUUACUUCCUUGAGGAGCUGAACCUGAGCUACAACAAGCUCAAAAGUCCCCAGAUCCAUCGGGAGGCCUUCCGAAAGCUGAGGCAACUAAAGUCCUUGGAUCUUUCUGGAAACAAUCUCCACACAGUCCCCUUUGGCUUUCCAAAGAACUUGCAGGUCCUGAAGCUGAAGGAAAACGAGAUAAGCAUCAUCCCAAAAGGGACUUUGUCUGGCAUGACAAAACUGCGGGAACUGUAUUUGAGCAACAAUAAACUGAAAGUAAAUUCAAUUUAUUCAAGAGCUUGGAGAGAACUCAGCAGUCUCCAGUCACUAGACAUGGCUGGCAACCAGCUGACAUCCAUCCCAUUGGGCCUGCCUGAAUCUCUGGAAUAUCUGUAUCUCCAGAACAACAAGAUCACCACGGUUUCAGAGCAUGCUUUUGAAUCCACACCCAAAAUAAAGGGGAUUUACCUCAGGUUUAAUAAGAUUGCAGUUGGAGCACUGAAAGAAAGUACCUUCCAAAACCUAAAGUACUUACAGGUACUGGAUAUUGAAGGGAACCUUGAAUUCAGCAACAGUUCAAAGAAUAAGGAUGAUUCAGAAGAGGAAAUGGAAGAUGAGGAAGAGGAAGAAGAACUGAGAUAAAAUGUGAACUCACACAAUCACACCAUGUGAGAGGAAAACAUAUGGAAACUUACAUAUAUGUCUAUGUGUAUAUAUCUAUAUAGAUAUACAGAGAACACUUAGCAGAACGUGCAAUGAAUUACGCAGAAACUGUCGUGGCACUGAGCCAGGCUCAUGGAAGACAGUGUGUUACAGUGCCUUAUUCAGGGAAAGACCCUGAAUGCCUUUCCAAAGCUUCCAAAUCAUCUUAUACAAGACCCAGGAUCAUAAGGGAUUGCUUGGGAACUCACAAAAGCUGGCUUUUGUUUCUUCUGUUUCUCUUCCUUCACUGUUUCCAUCUGUAAUAUGGGGCUGUUUUCAACACAUGCCUUCAAAUGCCAUUUUUGUCGCUGCAUUUUAAGUGAACCAUGCAUAAGCUUCUUUUCCUCCACCCCAAAGAAGCUGUUGCUGAUCAGGCAAGAUGAAUAUUUUCAGUAGUUUCAUGUGUGGAGCAGUGUAUGAGGCAUUUUGGUCAUCAAGCAACACUAAUAAUUCUGGAUGCAACUACUCCUCUGUUAUAAAAAUGUGUAUAUUUGGAUGAGAAAAACAAAAUAAGGCUGGAUCCCAAAAUAUUUUAUCUCUACUGCCAAAGCCUGCAGUAUAUUCCUGUUUUAGAAAGGUUUUAAGAUAAAACUAUUGCUCUUGUGAAUAUAUAUAUAUAUAUAUAUAUAUAAAAUCUGUAUGUCUGCCUUCCAGAGCUUUGCUAAAGUCUCUGUUUGCUCUUGUAUGCCCGUGUGGCAGUUGUGUGAAUGUCUCUAAAGGUAUGGAGUGACAGUGUGAAGUGUAAUAUAUGUGGUUGAAUUUUUUACAUAGUGUAUCUUAUUCUCAUUGAGAGUCAGGAGUGAGACUAGUGAUGUAAAAGAGAUAAGUGAGCGUGGGCUGUCUUAGGAGAAAACUGUUAAGUGUCAAGAGAAAUUUGUUUAGUUCAAGUCUUGAGACAGUGCCUGGUGUUGUACUCAAAGCCUCACCUAUUUUAUGAUGUCAAGUACUUUCAGCUCCUGUUGGAGUCAUGGAAAAUAAGGAAACCAAGGAAAAGAAGACCCACGGAGGUACAAGUUUUUUAGUUGAUUAUAAUGUCCUUCAUCUGAGGCAGUUAAUCUGCAUGAGGAAAUGGUCUUUUCUUUUGAGGAUUUCUGAUUGAACACAUGUUGUUUUGUACACUGCAUUCCAGGAUUUACUUGGAAACACAGUUGGCUUAAUUUUUUACCAGCUGUUUUCCUGCUGGAGAUCUAGUUCCACACUCUCCCUUUGGUUCCCAUAGCACAUGACAGUAAUUUCAAGCUGUUUCCUACCUUAGACAAUUCAACACAAUCAUCAAUCAUAGAAGGAAAGAUUUCUUCCUGAAAAAAAUAAGAACUUGGCCCUAAAAACUGCAAACCCCCAUAUUUUUGAACAGCAGCUAUACAGCUGAGCAAUAAAACGGCCUUCUUGACUGCUGGGAUAGAUUUCUACAUAAAAUGUUUACAGAAGUAGCUCAAGUCAACUAGCUAUCUCCAGCAAACACCAGUGGAGGUUUUGUUAGUCUUUGGUGAAACAGAGCAAUUGAUUAAACUCCUGAACAAGCUGAGAA